Molecule: messenger RNA, 4800 nt
Organism: Naegleria fowleri
Lineage: Eukaryota; Heterolobosea; Eutetramitea; Acrasida; Naegleriidae
Exons: 6
Coding region: 1-4800 (1599 amino acids)
Source: RefSeq, a predicted model, not a curated record
AUGAAAAGAACAACAAACCAUGAUCAAAAAGCUCCGAAUUGCCAGGACCGAGCGAGUCUGAUUUUAAUAUCUUUCGUUUUUAAUAAUGAUCAUGUUGGCUAUAAUCUUCGGAGAUUAGAAUUAUCAUUAAAAAAGAAAUUUUCAUUUCAACAACUCGGAAAAAAGAAAUGGCUUGAAAAUCGUGAAUUGAAAUAUGAAAAUUUCUUUCCUGUUGAAUAUAUGAAUGACAAGGAAUUCGUAUUGAACCACAUCAAAAAGUAUGGUUAUGGAUUGAAAAAUGCAUCCACACAAUUGCAACAAGAUCGAGAGUUUGUGUUGAAAGUGGUUCAACAAAAGGGAGAUGAAUUACAAUUUGCAAGUCAAAACAUUCUUAAUGACAAAGAAAUGCAAUUGGCAGCGGUAAAACAGUUUCCAGAUGCAUGUGUAUUUUUUUCAUCCUCCGAAUUUAAAAAAGACAAUGAAUUUGCUUUAAAGAUGGUUCAGCAAAAUGGUUUGAUUUUAUUAUAUGUACCCAAUACUCUCGAGAACUAUAGAGAAAUUGUUUUAGCUGCUGUCAAGCAAAAUGGUGAAGCGCUAAACUGGGCACACGGUAAUUUGGCAAUGGACAAGGAAAUUGCAUUGGAAGCAAUCAAACAAAAUAAGAAGGCUCUUCGAUUUGUAGCAGAAGAUUUACUUUUAGACUAUGAAUUCAUGUUGACGGCUCUCAAAUUAAUAUUUCCAGAAUUUUCUCAUUUAACAACUUUUGAUUAUUCAAACAAAGACAUCAUGAUGAAACUUGUUCACGAAAAUGGAAUGUUACUUGAAUUUGCAAGUGAUGAACUCAAGAAUGAUCGAGAUAUUGUUUUGAAUGCUGUUAACAAUAAUGGUAAUGCACUUGAAUUCGCAUCUGAUGGUUUGAAAAAUGACAUAGAAAUUACAUUUCUGGCCGUUAAAAACGCUUACUUUGCAUUAUAUAAUGUUUGUUCUGAAUUUAAGAGCGACAAACAAGUUGUGUUAAGUGCUGUUCAUCGACAUGGAUCUUCUCUAAAAUUUGCAUCCGAUGAUUUGAAGAAUGACAAAGAGGUUGUGAUGGCAGCUGUCAGACAAAACGGUUAUGCACUUUCUUAUGCGUCAGAUGAUAUGAAAAACGACAUAGAAGUUGUAUUGCAAGCUGUAAUGCAAAAUAUUCAUUCAAUUGACCAUGCGAAUGAAAGGAUGAACCACGACAAGGAAAUUAUUUUAGAAGCGAUCAAACAUGGUGCUUCUGUGAAAUGUGCAUCUCAAACUCUUUUGAAUGACAAACAAUUCUUGUUAGAUGCUGUGGUGUUGGCAGUUCUUGCCGAAUUUUUCACAUCAACCACCACUCUUCAUAAUAAUAAUAUUCAUUCGCAUCUCAUGGAUCAUCCCGAAGACCAUGAGAAGAAACAUUCCUCACAAUCAUCAACAAACUUUUCCGAUCGGAAUCCAAUCGAUCAUCAUCACCGCCAUCACAACAUUCUCAUUCUCGGAGGACGUGCUCCGGUGGCUCUCGAUUAUUUGAGAAUGUUCUCCGAAGAAGGUCAUCAAGUGCAUUUAACAGAAACUCCCUAUUAUCGACCCAUGUUUAUUUCAAAUUUCUCAACUCAUGCCAAACAUGUUCACUAUUUUUCUUUUUUUCCAAAUAAGGAUUAUUUCAAAUUUGAGGAUGAAUUGGUGGAAAUGAUUAAAAAGUAUUCCAUCACUGUUCUCAUUCCUACAUGUGAGGAGGUUUUUCAUGUGGGAAGAGCCAAGAAUCGAAUUGAAAAAGAAACUGAGUGUUUUGUGUUUUGUGAGAGUAUUGAAAAUUUGAAAGAACUUCACAACAAGUUUGAAUUUAUUGAAUAUAUUGAGAGAGAAGUGAAUGAAAAAUUUAAUAAUAACCAUGGUGAUAAUACUAAUAAUACUACUCUUUCUCAGGGUGAAAAUUUGGAAAAUAACAACAAUUUUGAAAAGAAAAAACGGGAUCGAUUGGAUGAAACAUUCCGUGCGACUCAUGAAAAACCAACGCAACAACGUCAACAAAUAAGGAACAUUCAAUUCAAAGCUCCAAAAACACUUCUCUUAUGUCAAAAAAGCACACAAGAGGAAUUGAAUCGAUUUUGGAAUGAAUGUUCUGGAAAGAUUGUGCUGAAACCAUGUUAUUCUCGAUUUGCAUCGGAUACAAUGGUCAAACCUUCGAAAGAACAAGCAUUACAUUUAUUACAUUCCCAAAUUAAGGAAUGCCAGUCUUCAUGGUGGGUCGCACAAGAAUUCAUUGAAGGACAAAUCCUAUGUUCGUUUGGAGUUGCUACAGAUGGAAUUUUGCGAGCUCAUACAUGUUAUUUGGGAGGAAUUUAUACUCCAAAUGGAACUGAUGUGGGUAGCUCUGUAUAUUUUGAACCAUUGGAACAUGAGGAAGUUGACAAAGCGAUACAAGAAUGGAUUUCUCAAUUGGUUUGGCAUCGAAAAUAUACUGGCCAAAUUUCUUUUGAUUUAAUUGUGACGAAUUCUUCUCAUGGUGGACAUUCUCUGAGUCGGGAAUUCUUAAGACGAAACGACUUGAGUUCGAAUUGUUUCAGUAGUAGUGGAACUAUAACCAUUUAUCCCAUUGAAUGCAAUCCAAGAGCUACGAAAAUUACAUUUCUGGCCGUUAAAAACGCUUACUUUGCAUUAUAUAAUGUUUGUUCUGAAUUUAAGAGCGACAAACAAGUUGUGUUAAGUGCUGUUCAUCGACAUGGAUCUUCUCUAAAAUUUGCAUCCGAUGAUUUGAAGAAUGACAAAGAGGUUGUGAUGGCAGCUGUCAGACAAAACGGUUAUGCACUUUCUUAUGCGUCAGAUGAUAUGAAAAACGACAUAGAAGUUGUAUUGCAAGCUGUAAUGCAAAAUAUUCAUUCAAUUGACCAUGCGAAUGAAAGGAUGAACCACGACAAGGAAAUUAUUUUAGAAGCGAUCAAACAUGGUGCUUCUGUGAAAUGUGCAUCUCAAACUCUUUUGAAUGACAAACAAUUCUUGUUAGAUGCUGUGGUGUUGGCAGUUCUUGCCGAAUUUUUCACAUCAACCACCACUCUUCAUAAUAAUAAUAUUCAUUCGCAUCUCAUGGAUCAUCCCGAAGACCAUGAGAAGAAACAUUCCUCACAAUCAUCAACAAACUUUUCCGAUCGGAAUCCAAUCGAUCAUCAUCACCGCCAUCACAACAUUCUCAUUCUCGGAGGACGUGCUCCGGUGGCUCUCGAUUAUUUGAGAAUGUUCUCCGAAGAAGGUCAUCAAGUGCAUUUAACAGAAACUCCCUAUUAUCGACCCAUGUUUAUUUCAAAUUUCUCAACUCAUGCCAAACAUGUUCACUAUUUUUCUUUUUUUCCAAAUAAGGAUUAUUUCAAAUUUGAGGAUGAAUUGGUGGAAAUGAUUAAAAAGUAUUCCAUCACUGUUCUCAUUCCUACAUGUGAGGAGGUUUUUCAUGUGGGAAGAGCCAAGAAUCGAAUUGAAAAAGAAACUGAGUGUUUUGUGUUUUGUGAGAGUAUUGAAAAUUUGAAAGAACUUCACAACAAGUUUGAAUUUAUUGAAUAUAUUGAGAGAGAAGUGAAUGAAAAAUUUAAUAAUAACCAUGGUGAUAAUACUAAUAAUACUACUCUUUCUCAGGGUGAAAAUUUGGAAAAUAACAACAAUUUUGAAAAGAAAAAACGGGAUCGAUUGGAUGAAACAUUCCGUGCGACUCAUGAAAAACCAACGCAACAACGUCAACAAAUAAGGAACAUUCAAUUCAAAGCUCCAAAAACACUUCUCUUAUGUCAAAAAAGCACACAAGAGGAAUUGAAUCGAUUUUGGAAUGAAUGUUCUGGAAAGAUUGUGCUGAAACCAUGUUAUUCUCGAUUUGCAUCGGAUACAAUGGUCAAACCUUCGAAAGAACAAGCAUUACAUUUAUUACAUUCCCAAAUUAAGGAAUGCCAGUCUUCAUGGUGGGUCGCACAAGAAUUCAUUGAAGGACAAAUCCUAUGUUCGUUUGGAGUUGCUACAGAUGGAAUUUUGCGAGCUCAUACAUGUUAUUUGGGAGGAAUUUAUACUCCAAAUGGAACUGAUGUGGGUAGCUCUGUAUAUUUUGAACCAUUGGAACAUGAGGAAGUUGACAAAGCGAUACAAGAAUGGAUUUCUCAAUUGGUUUGGCAUCGAAAAUAUACUGGCCAAAUUUCUUUUGAUUUAAUUGUGACGAAUUCUUCUCAUGGUGGACAUUCUCUGAGUCGGGAAUUCUUAAGACGAAACGACUUGAGUUCGAAUUGUUUCAGUAGUAGUGGAACUAUAACCAUUUAUCCCAUUGAAUGCAAUCCAAGAGCUACGAGUGGAGCUCAUUUGUUUCAUUGUGACGUGUCUCAUGUGGCUGGACAAGAACUGAGAAGAAAUUUCACGCAAUGUUUUCUUCCAUCGUCGACAACGAUCAUCACAAAGACGAACAGUCAUCACACGAACGAUUGUGAAGAAGAAACAAUGAAUAAGGAUUUAGCUCUUGUUUCAUACAUUCCACAACAACAAGAUUAUCUUUUUUCAAGAAGAAUUCUUAAACCUCUGCCGGGAAGUAGACUUCAAAUUAUUGGAGGAAUGUUAAUGCCAUUAUGGACUGGAUGUAAGGAUGUGAGAUCUUGUUUUGUUUGGUUACGUGAUGUAUUGUGUUCGUGUGGUAUUCACAGAGAUGUUUUGUUUAGGGCGAACGAUGGAUUUCCAUUUUUGGUACAAUUCUAUUUCAUACUCGAUCCAAUGAUUAAGAAAUAUCGAUAUGGUGUGGGUUUGUUGAAUUCCAUGACCUAUGAUAUUGAAUGGAAUGGAGAGGAAUAUUGA